AUGACCCAAGAGGUGGGAUCCACCGGAUAUGAUUUGCGUUUUGACCGUCAUCGAUGUGGAAUCCCCCAUGAGAAAUUUGACCCCCAAAGACACGAGGAUAUGUACAUCAAUCUGGAUCGACUUCCAAAUACAGCCCCAAUCAUGCGUUUCGACAAAUUCUUCAUCAAGCCAGCCAAUAGUAAUGAGGAAGGUAUCGAUAUACCCCUAAUAAUAGCUGGUCCCAUCUAUGCUCUGUCUGAAUUAAUUUGGGAAGAAGAAGAGUUGUUCACUUUCAUAGAAAAUUUGGAUGGCUGUUCGUAUAGAAACCCCCAGCCGUACAAUGAGGAAUGUCCAGUUUGCAAAGCCGUUCACCUGAUACUAACUACAUGCACGACUUAUGAAGACUGCAAGCAAGUUUUAAAGGACCUGAAACCUCUAUUAAUUUACCAGGUAUGUCAUGAAAUUUGGUGUCGACUCCUACCUCAACCAAUAGCUAUUGAAGGCAUUGUUCAGAAUCGUUUUGAUGCCUUUGUGUACUCCUAUAUAACCCGAUUUUAUGAUAUGUCACGUCCAUUAGGAGAUAAGGCUGGACCUACAAAGACACUUUCAUGGCCAGAACGCCGAGAAGUUAUGUUAGAGUGGACGAAUGGAUACGCCUUCCAGACGCAUUAUCUCAUCUCGAAAGGUCCUGAGAACAGUAAAAUACAAAGAAUUGCAGCAGGAUUUAUUCUGACUUUUAUGCUACGUUUUUUGAGGGGCUACACUACUUUAUCGGUCCCAGAGUUGAGUACUAAUCCAAAUUCCCCAUAUUUCCUUCUUGAUGCUAUCAAAGCCACCUAUGAAAAGCAGUUGAAUAUCAUCGACGGAGUAGUUCUGCAUCUCUAUCCAGUACUCUUGUUUAUUCCAAAUUGCGACCAAACGGAAGCUGAAGUAAAGAAGUUGCUGAAGGACGUCAUGCGUAUCAUGUUGACAAUGAAUGUGCAAGAGGCCUUCAUGCCGGGAGCUGAUAUCCAGCAAUACUACACGCACAUCAAGGCAUGCGAACUUCAUCCGGGUAUGUGCAUAUGUCGCUGGGCGAAGUAUUUAGAGAGUAAUCCAAGGGGAAGUCCAGAUGACGUGGGUAUGAUAACAUGCCCGCAAGGAUCGACAUCAUUGUCUCAGGCCCCAGGGCCUAACCGUGAUGAGGGAAGGGUAUAUAUUCGCAGAGGAAAGGGAAUCGAUAUAAGGGCCAUUCUACGAGGUUUUUAA
Molecule: messenger RNA, 1227 nt
Organism: Rodentolepis nana
Lineage: Eukaryota; Metazoa; Platyhelminthes; Cestoda; Cyclophyllidea; Hymenolepididae
Source: the annotation of a GenBank genome assembly